CGACACAAACAGUUGCGUCGCCGACUGACUCGUCAUGCUGGAUACAAUUCUGCAUGGCGGUGGAGGUUAGGUCGAGACGGUUGUUGCGAUCCGGACUGCUUUCUUUUCUUUUUCUUUUCCUUCUUUGCUUUUUCUGCCUUUCUGGUAUGCUCAGGGCUUGACCAGGCUCUGGGAGAUGGAAAUAUGCUUCACCGUGACGGCUUGGCGCGGCCUGUGGCUGUUUCUUUCUUUGUUCUUGUUCUUGUUCCUGGUUUUGCGCUCGACUUGUCCGUCACUCAGGGUGAAAGUGGUAAUGGUAGAUAGAGAAGACAAUCACCGGGUCUCACUCAACAAGCUUCUGUCAUAUCCAGCAGGCCGAAAUAUUUACCGCCGACGUCGGGAUUUCUCCGGAUCCGAAGCUCACAUACCUGUCUUCGUGAUGAGGCACUGGCAGAACCAAUGGCUGGACCUACAUAUCUUGGGCUUGGGCUUGGUCACCGGACUGAGAUCGCACACCGACAUUCAGAUCCUAGCUGCCGAGGAAGUGCAAGCUCACCGUCUGUCGAGGAUGUUGACGAGGGGGUGUCCUCGUUCUUGUCAUCUGAUACCUCUUUCAUGCAGCCCGAGAAAUGACAAGGCGGUUGGAAUCCUGGAUAUGCAUGAGCACCAUGUCUAUCGGGAGACUGACAACGGUGCUACAGCCGGGUAAUUAUCAGAUCUUUACCUUGGGAAACCCCGACUCAAUUGAUGAUCUGAUUGCUAUCGGAUGUCAGUAAAGCGAAACCCAUGGUUGAAGCGAAAUGUCGAGGGCCUUGGGUCUUCGCGUCGUGGACCUUGUGUGUCUCUAGGUAUGAUCU
Messenger RNA from Aspergillus steynii IBT 23096, 836 nucleotides. RefSeq lists its product as uncharacterized. NCBI's taxonomy places the organism in Eukaryota, Fungi, Ascomycota, Eurotiomycetes, Eurotiales, Aspergillaceae. The record is from RefSeq and is a predicted model, not a curated record. The transcript is spliced from 2 exons. The coding region runs from base 176 to 688 and encodes 170 amino acids.